AUGAUUCUUCUCGCUGUGCUUUUUCUCUGCUUCAUUUCCUCAUAUUCAGCUUCUGUUAAAGGUCACACAACUGGUCUCUCAUUAAAUAAUGACCGACUAUACAAACUUACAUAUUCCACUGAAGUUUUUCUCGAUCGGGGCAAAGGAAACCUCCAAGACAGUGUAGGCUAUCGAAUUUCAUCCAAUGUGGAUGUCGUCUUACUGUGGAGGAGUCCUGAUGGUGAUGAUAACCAACUGAUCCAAAUUACGAUGAAAGAUGUAAAUGUUGAAAAUGUGAAUCAACGGAGAGGAGACAAGAGCAUUUUCAAAGGAAAAAAGUCAUCUCAAAUCAUAAGAAAGGAAAACUUGGAAGCAAUGCAAAGACCUGUGCUCCUUCAUCUAAUUCAUGGAAAGAUCAAAGAGUUCUACUCAUAUCAAAAUGAACCAGCAGCCAUAGAAAAUCUCAAGAGAGGCCUGGCUAGCCUAUUUCAGAUGCAGUUAAGCUCUGGAACUACCAAUGAGGUAGACAUCUCUGGAGAUUGUAAAGUGACCUACCAGGCUCAUCAAGACAAAGUGACCAAAAUUAAGGCUUUGGAUUCAUGCAAAAUAGAGAGGGCUGGAUUUACAACCCCACAUCAGGUCUUGGGUGUCACUUCGAAAGCCACAUCUGUCACUACCUAUAAGAUAGAAGACAGCUUUGUUGUAGCUGUGCUCUCAGAAGAGAUACAUGCCUUGAGGCUGAAUUUUCUACAAUCAAUAGAAGGCAAAAUAGUAUCAAGGCAGAAACUGGAGCUGAAAACCACGGAAGCAGGUCUGAGACUGAAGCCGGGAAAGCAGGUUGCAGCCAUCAUUAAAGCAGUCGAUUCGAAGUACACGGCCAUUCCCAUUGUGGGCCAGGUCUUCCAGAGCAAGUGCAAAGGAUGCCCUUCUCUCUCAGAGCACUGGCAGUCCAUCAGAAACCACCUGCAGCCUGACAACCUCUCCAAGGCUGAGGCUGUCAGAAGCUUCCUGGCCUUCGUCAAGCACCUCAGGACGGCAAAGAAAGAAGAGAUCCUCCAAAUUCUAAAGGCAGAAAACAAGGAAGUACUACCCCAGCUAGUGGAUGCUGUCACCUCUGCUCAGACACCAGACUCACUAGAUGCCAUUUUGGACUUUCUGGAUUUCAAAAGCACCGAGAGCUUUAUUCUCCAGGAAAGGUUUCUCUAUGCCUGUGCAUUUGCCUCACAUCCCGAUGAAGAACUCCUGAGAGCCCUCAUUAGUAAGUUCAAAGGUUCUUUUGGAAGCAAUGACAUCAGAGAAUCUGUUAUGAUCAUCAUCGGGGCCCUUGUCAGGAAGUUGUGUCAGAAUGAAGGCUGCAAACUGAAAGGAGUGAUAGAAGCCAAGAAGUUAAUUUUGGGAGGACUUGAAAAAGCAGAGAAAAAAGAGGACAUCAUGAUGUACCUGCUGGCUCUGAAGAAUGCCCGGCUUCCAGAAGGCAUCCCGCUCCUUCUGAAGUACACAGAGACUGGAGAAGGGCCCAUCAGCCACCUCGCUGCCACCACACUCCAGAGAUAUGAUGUCCCUUUCAUAACUGAUGAGGUAAAGAAGACUAUGAACAGGAUAUACCACCAGAAUCGUAAAAUACAUGAAAAAACUGUGCGCACUACUGCAGCUGCCAUCAUUUUAAAAAACAAUCCAUCCUACAUGGAAGUAAAAAACAUCCUGCUCUCUAUUGGGGAACUUCCCAAAGAAAUGAAUAAGUACAUGCUCUCCAUUGUCCAAGACAUCCUACGUUUUGAAAUGCCUGCAAGCAAAAUGGUCCGUCGAGUUCUGAAGGAAAUGGUCGCUCAUAACUAUGAUCGUUUCUCCAAGAGUGGCUCCUCCUCUGCAUAUACUGGCUAUGUAGAACGGACUUCCCAUUCGGCAUCUACUUACAGCCUUGACAUUCUUUACUCUGGUUCUGGCAUUCUAAGGAGAAGUAACCUGAACAUCUUUCAGUACAUUGAGAAAACUCCUCUUCAUGGUAUCCAGGUGGUCAUUGAAGCCCAAGGACUGGAGGCAUUAAUUGCAGCCACUCCUGAUGAGGGGGAAGAGAACCUUGACUCCUAUGCUGGCUUGUCAGCUCUCCUCUUUGAUGUUCAGCUCAGACCUGUCACUUUUUUCAACGGAUACAGUGAUUUGAUGUCUAAAAUGCUGUCAGCCUCUAGCGACCCUAUGAGUGUGGUGAAAGGACUUCUUCUGCUAAUAGAUCAUUCCCAGGAGCUUCAGCUGCAAUCUGGACUUAAGGCCAACAUGGAUGUCCAGGGUGGUCUAGCUAUUGAUAUCACAGGUGCCAUGGAGUUUAGUCUAUGGUAUCGUGAAUCUAAAACCCGAGUGAAAAAUCGGGUAAGUGUGUUAAUAACUGGUGACAUCACGGUGGACUCCUCUUUUGUGAAAGCUGGCUUGGAAAUUGGUGCAGAAACAGAAGCAGGCUUGGAGUUUAUCUCCACGGUGCAGUUUUCUCAGUAUCCAUUUUUAGUUUGUCUGCAGAUGGACAAGGAAGAUGUUCCAUACAGGCAAUUUGAGACAAAAUAUGAAAGGCUGUCUACAGGCAGAGGUUAUGUUUCUCGGAAGAGAAAAGAAAGCCUAAUAGGAGGAUGUGAAUUCCCGCUGCACCAAGAGAACUCUGACAUGUGCAAGGCGGUGUUUGCUCCUCAACCAGAGAGUAGUUCCAGUGGUUGGUUUUGA
Rangifer tarandus platyrhynchus (Svalbard reindeer) is the source of this 2685-nucleotide messenger RNA. Lineage: Eukaryota; Metazoa; Chordata; Mammalia; Artiodactyla; Cervidae. The record is from the annotation of a GenBank genome assembly.